AAGGGAAGGUGAGUGAUGAUCCGUUGCCGUCCGUCCUGUCGGCUGCUGGUGGCCGUGUCGGUUGUAAACACAAGAUUAUUGAAGCUAACAGCAAGAGCUAUUGAAUACGAGAGGAAAUGAAGACAAAAUACGAAAAAAUGAACGAGGCAAUGGAAAGAGAUGGUGAUCCUGAUGAUGAUUUUUUAAACCACGUGGAGACAGACUUAAUUUUGCCAAAACUUGAGGACCUGAGAAUCAGAAACGUAGUUUGCAAGGCAGAUAAGGAAGCUCUGGAAGCAUGUCGGCAGAAAUAUGGAUUACCCCUUUCAUUUAUGUGUUUCUUUGAUUUUAUAUUUUAUGGGCUGUGUAUUAGCAAAGCUAGAGAUUCUGAGGAUAUUCAAGAUGAUUGCAUGGAAGAAUAUCUGGCAGUUCGUUCAAGAUAUAGGCUCACAAAAGAUCCAGCUAUGUUAAAACGACUGAAGGCCAUGGUCUUCCCUCAUAAACAUCAACCAGAUCCAUCAAAAGUUUAAGGCUUACAUUUCAUUCGUUCUUCUUACUUGUCGUUUUGAACUCUUUCGUUGUUGUUGCCAAGAAUUGUAAUUAUUGUAAAACAUAAAAUUGUCUGCCAUUUUCCUUACAUUGCAGUAGAAUAAAGUGUUUGUGUUCUUUAUCUUAAAACUA
Molecule: messenger RNA, 660 nt
Organism: Thrips palmi
Lineage: Eukaryota; Metazoa; Arthropoda; Insecta; Thysanoptera; Thripidae
Exons: 3
Coding region: 117-509 (130 amino acids)
Source: RefSeq, a predicted model, not a curated record